This is a messenger RNA of Sus scrofa (pig), 3090 nucleotides long. It is a transcript of the gene CROT, whose product is annotated as carnitine O-octanoyltransferase. The record is from RefSeq and is marked validated. Gene Ontology annotation, molecular function: carnitine O-octanoyltransferase activity. Gene Ontology annotation, cellular component: peroxisome. NCBI's taxonomy places the organism in Eukaryota, Metazoa, Chordata, Mammalia, Artiodactyla, Suidae.
CAGACGAGGAGGCGAAGCUCGCGGGGCAGUGACUAGCCAGCCCGCGGAGUCAGCGUACCCUCCCUUCCCUGACCCUUCGGGGUGGGGAGUAGUUUGAACAGAGUUAGAUAGCGUGGAGCGUAGUGUAGAGAAACGGAGGUGUUAGAACCCGGCGGGAGUGUCCUGCCACCUGGCAUCUCGCUUGCCCAAGUCAGAGAGGAAUCCUCGAACUUGGGCCACUAGGCUGGACCGUCGUGGUGCUUGGUUGGAUUUCUCUCACUUGGUGGUUUCUUGAGUGUGUGGAGCUGCCCUUUCGUUGGUGGGAGGAGUCUCCGAGUUCUCGUCGCCUUCCACUCCUGUCUCUAGAGCCAAGCUUUGAACUUGUAGCCCUGCGACUGGGCGCCGGCACCAGAUAUCCGGGCACUGGGAGUUACCAGCCCAGUUCAAACCCCUGUAACCUCAAAACAGAAUUGUUGCAACAAGCUCCUGGCAAUCCUAAACAAUUCAUCUUGGUGUCCUGUCUUACUAUUGUGAUCACAUCAUGGAAAGUCAAUUGGCUAAAUCAACUGAAGAACGGACGUUUCAGUACCAGGAUUCUCUUCCAUCACUGCCUGUUCCUUCGCUUGAGGAAUCAUUAAAAAAAUACCUUGAAUCAGUAAAGCCAUUUGCCAAUGAAGAAGAGUAUAAGAAAACUGAAGCAAUUGUCCAAAAAUUUCAAAAUGGUAUUGGAGAAAAAUUGCAGAAGAAAUUACUCGAAAGGGCAAAAGGGAAACGAAAUUGGUUGGAAGAGUGGUGGCUGAAUGUUGCCUACCUGGAUGUUCGUACACCGUCACAACUGAAUGUCAACUUUGCGGGUCCUGCGCCCCAUAUUGAAAACUACUGGCCUCCAAAGGAAGGCACUCAACUGGAAAGAGGAAGUAUAUGUCUUUGGCAUGUCUUGAACUACUGGCAGCUAUUAAGAAAAGAAAAAAUACCUGUCCAAAAAGUUGGAAAUACUCCUCUAGAUAUGUAUCAAUUCCGGAUGCUGUUUGCCACCUGCAAGGUUCCAGGAAUCACUAGAGAUUCAGUUAUGAAUUAUUUUAGGACUGAGAGUGAAGGGUAUUGUCCAACUCACGUUGCUGUGCUGUGUCGAGGUCGAGUUUUUAUCUUCGAUGUAAUGCACAAAGGAUGUUUGGUCACCCCACCAGAGAUUCUCAGGCAGUUGACAUUUGUCCAAAAGAAGUGCCACAGUGAACCCGAUGGACCAGGAAUAGCAGCGCUAACUAGCGAGGAGCGAACUCGAUGGGCUAAGGCACGAGAGUAUUUGAUUAGACUUAAUCCAGAGAACUUGACUCUGUUAGAAAAAAUUGAGAGCAGUUUACUGGUAUAUUCCUUAGAGGAUGGCAGUCCACAUGUAACACCAGAAGAUUAUUCUCAGGUAACUGCAGAGAUUCUUACUGGAAAUCCAACAGUACGCUGGGGUGACAAAUCUUAUAACUUGAUUUCCUUUUCUAAUGGAGUAUUUGGCUGUAGUUGUGAUCAUUCUCCUUUUGAUGCGAUGGUUAUGGUAAACCUCAGCCAUUAUAUUGAUCAGAAAGUUUUGGAGAACGAAGGAAGAUGGAAGGGUUCAGAAAAAGUACGAGAAAUACCACUUCCAGAGGAGCUUGUUUUCACUGUGGAUGAAAAAGUAUUAAACGACAUCAACCAAGCUAAAGCCCAGUAUUUCAUGCAGGCAUCUGACCUGCAGCUUGUGGUGUAUGCCUUUACAUCUUUUGGCAAAAAGCAAACCAAGAAGAAGCAGCUUCACCCUGAUGCGUUUAUUCAGCUGGCACUUCAGCUGGGCUAUUAUAGACUUCAUGGACGCCCUGGUUGCUGCUAUGAAACAGCUAUGACAAGAUACUUUUAUCAUGGCCGUACAGAAACCAUGCGGUCAUGUACAGUAGAAGCAGUUAGUUGGUGCCAGUCCAUGCAGGAUCCUUCUACCAGUCUUUCUGAGCGGCAGCACAAGAUGUUAGAAGCUUUUGCAAAACAUAAUAAAAUGAUGAAAGAUUGUUCAGCUGGAAAAGGAUUUGACCGUCAUCUUUUAGGUCUGUCACUCAUAGCAAAAGAGGAAGGUCUUCCUGUUCCAGAACUCUUUACAGACCCACUUUUCUCCAGAAGUGGAGGAGGUGGAAACUUUGUCCUCUCAACAAGUCUGGUUGGUUAUUUUAGAAUCCAGGGAGCAGUGGUUCCAAUGGUACACAAUGGCUAUGGAUUUUUCUAUCACAUCAGAGAUGACAGAUUUCUUGUGUCCUGUACAGCCUGGAAAUCAUGUCCGGAAACUGAUGCAGAAAAGCUAGUUCAGCAGGUUUUUUGUGCUUUCCAUGAUAUGAUGCAGCUGAUGAACAUUGCUAAGCUUUAGAGACUAAUCAUUUACUAAGCAUUUAGCAAAAUAUGUCAUGAAACUAGGUGCUGGGAGUGGGUUGGUGAAAUAUAUAGGAAUAUUGAGUGAAGGAAACUUGUUAAAUGUAGAAAUUAGUAGAAUCAUGCUCUCUAAAUUUAUCCUGACAUAGAAAAUAGAAAUAUUUUUAACUUCCUCUCUUGCAGCAGCAAUGCAAAUUAUGAUGGGACUAUGGAACUAUGCAGAGUUUAAGCCUCAACAAUGCAAAUCUAUCAAUUUUAACAAUGCAGAUCUUACUCUCUUAAAUACAGUUGUUGGUACCUGUAUAGGCAGUAAGUCUUCUUUCUGAACAUCAUCAUAGGGUCUGUCUUUCAAGCACUUUAAAUUUUCUAGUUGCCAAAGGAUAUGAAAUCCAUGAUUGGAUGCUAAUUUCCCUGAAAUGAUUGAUUCUAUAGGGGUACAAGCCCAUGUUCCGGAAAGACCACUACAAUUUAUUCUAGAAAGAGUUUGUGUUGGACAGGCAGAAGAAUUAGGUUGUAGUUAGGAGGUUUAUAUCCUCUGACACACACAAAAAACCCUAACAAAAUUUAUUAUAGUAUGUUGUUAUAGUUUUGUGAGUAUAAAAUUAAAGCACUUAUAUUUAAAGUCAGUGACUUUAAAAGAACUAAGUAUGAAAUCAGAUUCUCAGGAUUUUUUUCCUUUGUUCAAUUUUGUAGUUUCUACUCAAUGAAAAUAAAAUUCUCAGAAUCACA